CCGGCUCAGGUGAGUGUCCCUUCGGUGACGUCAGGUCACUCUCGGCCGCCCCUGCGGUCCGGCCCGCCCCGCGCUCCCGGUGCCUGCGGGGGCGCGCCCCUGACGCCCUACAAAUACUCAGGUGCGCCGCACCUGUCCGCCCGCACCUGCCCGCUCUCGGCUGAGCGACUUCUCCCUCUCACGGCAGCCUCAGGCCGACAGCGCAGGGUACUUUGGGGACCGCCGGCCCCCGUGAUCGCGCGCAUACUGCCCCUCCGCCUUUUGUUUGGGUAGGGUCUACGCGAGCGCCAGGGGGGACCGCCUGGCCCUCGCCGAUCGCUUUUUCGACCACCAGUCCUCGGGCGGAAACCUGUUCCUUGAGCUUGAAGACCCUCGCCCGCCGGAAGAAGGAUCGGUUUGUGUUUUCUUCGGGUGACAAAAAGAUUUGGAAUCACCGGACCCAAACCCUUCUCUUUGGGUGACUCGAGACUCCACUGCAAGUGGUCUUUUUGUGGGGCCGACCCCCCAGGCUUUGUCUGUUCUACCGCAGGGUCGCCCGCCCCGUCUUUCUGAGGGCAGAGAUGGCCAAUUCGGGCCUGCAGCUGCUGGGCUUCGCCAUGGCCCUGCUGGGCUGGGUGGCCCUGGUGGCGUGCACCGCCAUCCCACAGUGGCAGAUGAGUUCGUACGCGGGCGACAAUAUCAUCACGGCCCAGGCCAUGUACAAGGGGCUGUGGAUGGAGUGCAUCACGCAGAGCACCGGCCUCAUGAGCUGCAAAUCGUACGACUCGGUGCUCGCCCUGUCCGCGGCCCUGCAGGCCACCCGAGCCCUGAUGGUGGUAUCCCUGGUGCUGGGCUUCCUGGCCAUGUUCGUGGCCACCAUGGGCAUGAAGUGCACCAACUGCGGGGGAGACGACAAAGUGAAGAAAGCCCGAAUAGCCACGACUGGAGGGAUCAUUUUCAUCGUGGCAGGUCUUGCUGCCCUGGUAGCAUGUUCCUGGUACGGCCACCAGAUUGUCACCGACUUUUAUAACCCACUGGUUCCCAUGAAUCUUAAGUACGAGUUUGGUCCUGCCAUCUUCAUUGGCUGGGCAGGGUGUGCUCUGGUCAUCCUGGGAGGUGCCCUCCUCUCCUGCUCCUGUCCUGGGAGGGAGGACAAAACUGGGUACCGUGCACCCCGCUCCUACCCUAAGCCUAACUCUGCCAAGGAGUACGUGUGAGCUGGGACCACCCCUGCACCAGCUGGGCAGCCUCUGGUAUGCCCAGGUACCAGAAAUAACCUGGGGCAGAUCU
Messenger RNA from Enhydra lutris kenyoni (northern sea otter), 1269 nucleotides. Its product is annotated as claudin 7. The transcript is spliced from 4 exons. Gene Ontology annotation, molecular function: structural molecule activity. Gene Ontology annotation, biological process: cell adhesion; bicellular tight junction assembly. The record is from RefSeq and is a predicted model, not a curated record. Gene Ontology annotation, cellular component: plasma membrane; bicellular tight junction. Lineage: Eukaryota; Metazoa; Chordata; Mammalia; Carnivora; Mustelidae. The coding region runs from base 561 to 1196 and encodes 211 amino acids.